CCUCGCUCUGUCCCUCUCGCUCCCGACACCCACUCUCUGCGCACCCCACACCGCCAGCCAUGGCCCUCUCACAGGCCCUCUCCGCGCUGCUUGUCGGCUCAGUGCCGGCUGCAGCCGACGGACCGCCCGCACUGCUGCCCGACGAGCUGCUCGCGGCACUCAGCGGCCUCUCCCACGAGUCCGCGUCUGCGAGCGCCGCUGUCGAUGACGAUGAUGAUGCGGAUGACAAUGAUCCGCGCGCUACUGCCGGACUCUGGGACGAGAUGCUCGACGCUGCAUGCGUCAUCACCGACGCCGAGCCGGCGCAGAAUGGCGCGAGACAGUCCCCCUGUGCCGCUCUGGACAGCCUGAACCAACAUCUGGAGCGCGCGUAUCCCGACGAGUCGCUGCGCACGUCGAUGCUCACGGCGCUCGCAGAUGUGCUGGCGGCGGGCCGUGGAGACGACGAGGUCAGCGCACAGCUGGCCGAGACGCUGGGCUGGGACCAGCUCGAGCUGGUGGAGCAGGUCAUGGGCGAGCGCCAAAAGGUGCUGGAUGGGCUGCGACGGCCACAGGAUGACGCCCAAGACGUUGCAGCGGUCGACCACUACCAGCAGUCGUCCUUUGCGGCACCAGCUGUCGAAGAGCGCCACGCAGCCCCAUCAGGCGCCUACGUGCCUCGCGCACAGAUGACGUUCCAGACUGCCGAGGACGUGGCCGAGCAGAAGCGGCAGCGUGCCGAGGCUCGCCGCGCUGCUCGUCACCGCAACGCGACCGGACAACACGCAGAGGAUGCGCCUCUGUCGCUCGCUGAGAUGGAGCGCAUGCGCGAAGCAGAGCUUGCAGCGGCGGCAUCUCGGCCGCUGUUCACCUCCAACCCGACGGGCGCUCGCUCGGAGCCGCAGUACCCGCACGUCUACUCGUCUGGAGCACAAGGCAACAUCCUCUCAGCGAUGGGCCAGAAGUUCGCCUUGCCGGCCGGUACGACGCGGGAGCAGGCCGAGUUUUGGGAGGAGGUGACGAUCCCACCGCCGAAGCAGCUGCCCUUCCGCUCUGCAGAGCGCCUGAUCCCGAUCAAUGAGCUGCCGCCAAUGUUCCGCUCGGCCUUUCCCGGCUACGCCAGCUUGAAUCGGCUGCAGUCGGCCGUGUUCCCUCUAGGCUUCCAGACCAACGAGAAUCUGCUCAUCUGUGCACCGACGGGCGCCGGCAAGACCGACGUGGCCAUGCUCACGGUCUUGCGCUGCAUCAGCCUGUACGCUGCCGAAGCACAGGCACGGCAAGAGGCCGGGCCAGGCGCAGCGCGCGGCGUGGGCCAGUACGGCAUCCGCAUGAACGAGUUCAAGAUCAUCUACGUCGCGCCGAUGAAGGCCCUCGCUGCGGAGAUCGUACGCAAGUUCGGCAAACGCCUCGCCUACCUUGGCAUCAAGGUCCGCGAGCUCACGGGUGACAUGCAGCUCACGAGGCAGGAGAUCGCCGAGACGCAGAUGAUCGUGACGACGCCCGAGAAGUGGGACGUCGUCACGCGCAAGCCGACCGGCGAGGGCGAACUGGCCUCAAAAGUAAAGCUGUUGAUCAUCGACGAGGUGCACCUGCUCCAUGAAGACCGAGGAGCUGUCAUCGAGACGAUUGUGGCCCGCACGCUGCGCUUGGUCGAGUCGAGUCAAUCGCUCAUCCGCAUUGUCGGCCUCUCGGCCACGCUGCCCAACUACGUCGACGUCGCCGACUUCCUGCGGGUCAAUCGCAUGCAGGGCCUCUUCUACUUCGACUCCUCGUUCCGCCCGGUGCCGCUCGAGCAGCACUUCAUUGGCGUCAAGGGCAAGGCAGGCAGUCCGACGUCGCGCGGCAACCUCGACAAGGCCGUGUUCAACAAGGUCGAGCAGCUGCUGGCGCAGGGGCACCAGCUGAUGAUCUUCGUGCACGCACGCAAAGAAACGGUCAAGACGGCCAUGACGAUGCGCGACAUGUGCCGCGACGAGGGCAUUGCCGAGCUCCUCAUGGCCGGACGCGAGGGCAACGUCAAGCUCGACGGCAUCAAGCGCGACCUGCUUACCAGCAGGAACAAGGAGCUCAAGGAGCUCUUCGAGUCGGGCCUCGGCAUCCACCACGCCGGCAUGCUGCGUUCUGACCGCAACUUGAGCGAGCGCGCCUUCGAGAGCGGUCUGACACGCAUCCUCUGCUGUACCUCGACGCUCGCGUGGGGUGUCAACUUGCCCGCCUACGCUGUGCUCAUCAAGGGCACCGAGGUGUACGACUCGAGCGUCGGCAAGUUCGUCGACCUCUCCAUCCUCGACGUGCUGCAGAUCUUCGGACGCGCUGGACGACCGCAGUACGAGGACCUCGGCGUGGGCUACAUCUGCACGAAUCAGGACAAGCUGACGCACUACAUCGACGCGAUCACGUCGCAGCACCCUAUCGAAUCGAAGUUCAUCACCGGCCUCGUCGACUCGCUCAACGCUGAGGUGGCGCUGGGCACGGUCAACAGCCUCGAUGACGGACAGACGUGGCUCUCGUACACGUACAUGUUCACGCGCAUGAAGCGCAACCCGCUCGGCUACGGCAUGGCCCACACCGAGGUGGCCGACGACCCGCACCUCGGCGCCAAGCGGCUGCAGCUCAUCCAGUCUGCGGCCCGCCGCCUCGUUGCGUGCAAGAUGCUCGAGCUUGACGAGGCCAAGGGACGCCUGACCAUCACUGAUCUCGGCCGCGUGGCGGCCAAGUACUACAUCCCGAACCGCACCGUCGAGAUCUUCAACGAGAAGCUGCGCCCGCACAUGAGCGAGGCCGACGUGCUGUCCGUCCUGUCGCUCGCCACGGACUUUGAGCAGAUCAUUCCGCGCGAGACCGAGGAGAAGGAGCUCAAGAAGAUGCAGGAGAAUGCGCCCUGCGAGGUUCCAGGCGGCUUCGGCCACUCGCCCGGCAAGGUCAACGUGCUGCUGCAGGCGUACAUCUCCAAGGUCUACAUCGAGGACUUUGCGCUCGUGUCCGACUCGGCCUAUGUGGCGCAGAACGCCGGUCGCAUCAUCCGUGCUCUGCUGGAGGUGGCUCUGAGCCGCAAGUGGGCGCCGGUCACCGCCGCGCUCAUGUCGAUGAGCAAGGCCGUCGAGCGGCGCAUGUGGCCCUUUGAGCAUCCGCUCUCGGUUGAGCAGAGCAAGCUCUCGCCCGACACCGUCUACAACAUCACGCGCUGGGCCGACGACGUCGACGUCGCCACGUUCGCGUCGAUGUCUGCUGCAGACAUCGGCACGCUCAUCCACCUCAACGAGCGGCAGGGCGGCUUUGUGCGGCAAGCAGCGCGCCACUUUCCCGUCAUCAGUGCAGAGUACGCGCUGCGUCCGCUCACGCACGACCUGCUGCGCAUCGUCGUGGACGUGUCGCGCGACUUCGAAUGGAGCGAGCGCCUGCAUGGCGGCGCCGAGCCGUUCCUCGUCUGGGUCGAGGAAGAGACUGGCGUGAAGAUCCUCCAGUCGCACCGGCUGCUGCUGCGACCUCAAGCAGCAAAGACGAGCGUCUCGUUCGUCGUGUCGGUACCGCAGCCGCUGCCGGCUGGCAUGACUGUGCGCUGGAUCUCCGACCGCUGGCUUGGCGCCGAGGACCAGCUGUGGAUGCCGUUCGAUGAGCUGGUCAUGCCAAGCGCGCCCCCGGCUCACCUUGCGCUGGCAGACGUACCGCUGCUGCAGGUCGGCCCCGCACUGGGCACGCACGUGGUCGAGUCGAUCUACUCGCACCGCUUCAAGGCCUUCAACGCAGUGCAAACGCAGGUCUUCCACACCAUGCUGCACUCCCGCGCCGAUGCGCUGCUCUGCGCACCGAGCGCUUCCGGCAAGUCGACGAUGUCGGAGAUGGCCAUCUGGCGUGCGCUGCGUGAAGACCGCCUCGCCUGCGUCCUGGUGCUGCAUCCGCUUCGGACUCUCUCGCUCGCGCACGCAGACGCCUUCCGCAGCCGCUUCGCCGACCUGGCAGGGCUCGCGGUACGCCCGGCGCGCUGGCCACGGGACCUUGCGCCGCCGUCGCCUCCGAAGCCGACAGUCGUCUAUGCGACACCAGCGUGCGUGCUGCGGGCCCUGUCCGAAGAGGGCCACAGCGUGCUUGAGCAUUUCAAUCUCGUCGUCGUCGAGGACGUGCACCUGCUCGAUGCGCCGCUCGAGCUGCUGCUGUCCAAGAUGCGGAGAGUGAUCUCGCGCGAGCACACGCGACUGGUCGUCACUUCGGCCAGCCUAGCGGACGCCAGCGGGCUGCAAGAGUGGCUGGACAUCAAGCCUGCGGCCACGUUCUCCUUCCACCCGUCGGACUCGCCGUCGCCACUACGCAUCAGCUUCCAGUCCUUCGACCUGCCGCAUUCGGUCACGCUGCUCAAGGCCAUGGCCAAACCAGCGUACGACCGCAUGAAGGCCGCUGUGGCCUCGGGCCCGGCGAUGGUCUUUGUGCCUUCGCGAGCGCAGUGUCUCGGCACCGCUACAGACCUGUCGACGCGGUCCGCGACGGACAUGGAGACCGAGUCGUUCCUGCGCGUCGACGUGCGCGACCUUGAGCCGCUGUUCGACGCACUCAGCGACCGCGCGCUUGUGGACCCGCUGCUCCACGGCAUUGGCGUCUGGCACGAGGGCAUGUCGCCUCGCGAUCAGGCACUCAUGCUCGAUCUCUACGACCAAGGUGCAAUUCGCGCCCUGGUCGUCUCUCGCGAUGCGUGCUGGACGCUCCCGGCGCGUGCCCAUCUAGUCGUAGUCAUGGCGACGCAAUACGUGCGCCUAAUGCCAUCAAAGGCGGAGGCGCUCGGCACUGGACGCAAGAUCGAAGGACUGGCCGACCGUCGCCUGACCGACUACUCGCUGCCAGAGUUGGUGCGCAUGAGCAGCUUUGCCGUGCGCCCGGGCGCGGCGACGCCUGGCGAGUGCGUCGUCAUGUGCCAGGGCGACCAGGUGGCCUACCUGCAGCGCAUGCUCUCAUCGGGCCUGCCGCUCGAGUCGUCGCUGCACGAGGAUCGUGCUGCAAGCCUGCUGGCUCCGCUGCUGCUCGAAGUGGCCGCCGGACGCGUCACCACGCCAGCGGCGCUCGUCGACAUGCUGUCGUGGACAUUCCUCGCGCAUCAGGCGCAGCACAACCCGUCGUACUACGACUGUGGCGCAUACAUCGUAGCGAGCCUGUCCGACAUUGCGGACGCGCUCUUCGACGAGCUCGAGGCGAUGCGCUGCGUCGUCCGCGCAGGCGGCGCUUACAGCGCUACCUCGCUCGGUCAGUCACUCGCGCGCGAUCCCUUUGCCUUCACGGAUCUCGUCUCGCUGCACCGCGCCGCAUCAUCGGAUGCGAUCUUGGCCGGCCAGAUCGCCACGAGCAUCAAGCACGGAUCCGAGCCUGCAGCGGACGAGGCCGGCGCUGCCGCUGAGACGGCUGUGCUCGAUGCCACGCGGGCCUCGAUCCCUGGCGAGUGGCUCGCAGCUGCCAACGUGCCCCGUCUGCCGCGCCGCGGAGCAGCAGCAGCCGAUGCGCCAGUCGCCAACGGAGACGGGACCGCAGCUCCAACCGAAGCUGCUCUGACACCGGCGCAGCGCCGGGCGCUGCUGCUCGUGGCGUACUUUGCCUGCCGCCCAGUCGGUGGUGCCAAGACGGACGCGGCACAUCGUGGCGCACGAGAGCGGCUGCAAGACGAACAGGCGGCGCUGGUGCGGGCGCUCCUACGUACCCAGCACAAGAGAGUCAACGGGCGUGGCAAGGGCAAGUGAGCGGGAUGCUGAGACGCACGGAGCUACCUGUCUUCGCGCAGCCUGUGCCGCGCCGCAAUGCAACACCGUGCUCAGACGGCUUGACACAUCUCCUCUGAGCCAGCCAGGACACGACCGAGCUGGGUAUUC
Messenger RNA from Tilletiopsis washingtonensis, 5825 nucleotides. Its product is annotated as Sec63-domain-containing protein. The transcript is spliced from 8 exons. Bases 60 to 5696 code for a protein of 1878 amino acids. Gene Ontology annotation, molecular function: ATP binding; nucleic acid binding. The record is from RefSeq and is a predicted model, not a curated record. Lineage: Eukaryota; Fungi; Basidiomycota; Exobasidiomycetes; Entylomatales.